AUGUCACAAAAACUAAGUUCAAGCAGGGCUAUGGACCCUAAUAGUGCCGAUGGGAAAAGACUCUUCCAAUUACCAUCUCUUCCGCCAUGGAAGACACCUCAGUUCAAGGAUUCGAGAAAUAGACAAUCACAAAUAGGUUCAAGUGGUGAUUUCACUACUCCACUACGGAGACCGAAAAGGCCUUUGUUACAGCAACUUGUUCAACAGGAGCAAGAGCAGAGUGAAGUAAAUAUUGACGAUAUAAUUGAAGAUAUGGUGGGAGUGAAAGCUAAAAAGACAAGAUACGAUAACAUUCCUUACAAUUAUCAUCCCUUCAUCGAUAAGGCAAUGAUUCGACAAAAUAAAAUGAAUAAUUUCUUGCAAUCUGAGAGAGCUGUCCAUUGCUUGAUUUUCCACAAGGAGGGUCAUUCAUCGGAUAAUUUUGACGAAUACCGUCCUGACAUUGAUUGGAAUUGUGGUGAUGAUAGAGACACGGCUCUGGAUAAAAGAAGUCUGAUUACUAGUCUUCCAAAUUGUAAUGAAGCACAUUUGAAUGAUUUGCUUGAUUGUCAGCCACUUUCUCAUGAUCCAAUGGACUUUGAAUUGGAGAGCAUUGACGACUCGUUAGAAAUUAGCCCAGAUGAAUUAGACUUGUUACAAGAAUUUUGGGGAGGCUCUAAAUUGGUAUGGGAACUUGAAUUGGAUAAAAUUAAGAUAAUAUUAAACACAUUACGACAUGAAAGACAGGUGUUUCGAGCUCUGAAAGAAAUACCAAAAUUACCGCCAUUCAAGACACCAUCUCUUAAAGAAAAAUGUCAUUCCAUAUAUGAGGAAGACUCAUUUGUUGCUAAACUACAGCAGAGAACGACCUCUCUAUAG
Naumovozyma castellii is the source of this 858-nucleotide messenger RNA. RefSeq names its product anaphase promoting complex subunit 9 (gene APC9). Lineage: Eukaryota; Fungi; Ascomycota; Saccharomycetes; Saccharomycetales; Saccharomycetaceae. Bases 1 to 858 code for a protein of 285 amino acids. The transcript has a single exon. The record is from RefSeq and is a predicted model, not a curated record.